Molecule: messenger RNA, 1113 nt
Organism: Chanos chanos (milkfish)
Lineage: Eukaryota; Metazoa; Chordata; Actinopteri; Gonorynchiformes; Chanidae
Product: protein BTG3
Exons: 5
Coding region: 161-1000 (279 amino acids)
Cellular component (GO): cytoplasm; nucleus
Source: RefSeq, a predicted model, not a curated record
AAAGAAAGGACGUGGAUUAGUUCAGCUACACACAAGAGAGCAACGUGCGCAUGUGGAUGUUUCCCUGGUCCUAGGAGAAGAACAAACAUUUUGAAGAAAUAGACAACUGAAACCUCUUAACAUUCUAUUUAAGUGCCACUAAACUAAUACAGCAGAGGAUAUGAAGAGAGAGGUAAACGCUGGGGUGAACUUCCUUAAACGCUUGGCUUUGGAGCGAGGGGGGGUCGAUCUAACGAAAGCUCAACAGUUUGCUGGAAAACUGCGUCAGCUUCUGUGUGAAAGAUACACAGACCACUGGUACCCAGAAAACCCCAGCAAGGGACAAGCUUACAGAUGUAUCAGGAUAAACGAGGGAUUUCCCUGCGAUGAGUCUGUGUUGAGGGCGUGUCAAGACAGCGAGCUUAACCCAUCAGAACUGGGCCUUCCACGCGAGAUAACGCUUUGGAUCGACCCGCUAGAAGUCUGUGUACGGUCCGGGGAGAAUCGUCAGUAUUUCACAAUCGCACGUUUCGAUGAGGGAGAAACCGAAGAGGAGGUGGAGAAUGAGGACGACAAGCACAAUAAAGUAGACCAAGACGGUGCUUCUGGAAACCUCGACACAUCCGACUACCACUCCGCCAGCUCCUCCGACUGCGGGUCGGCUCUUUCUAGCGAUUCAGAAGAGGAAACAAAAGAUGGAGAGACGGAGGGAAGAAAAGAAAAAGCAGGGGAAGAGAAAGAGAAAGCAGAGAGCAGGCCUUUUACUAUUGCUAUGAGACCCAGGAUACGAGAGCCAAGAGGAGCACGGAAGGUCCCCAAAACUCAGAUCCCUGCCCUCCAGUACUUUUACCACCCUGCGCCAGUGUGGCCCCAGUACAAGAAGAAAGGCCCAGUGUUCCUUACCACCGUGUGUGCCCCGCCACCUGCCCCAAUGCUGGGAUAUUAUGUCGUCCCGAAGACUACCCCCCAGUUCAUCAUACCUCAUGCUUCUCUCCAACCCUGGGGUGCCGUGAAAGGGUAAGAGGCGUAACGCGUUUGCUCUUGGCCCCAGGGCCGGAGGGAGCGGUAAAGUCCACAGAAGCUGCUCUUACUGAACCGGAGUGAGUGGUCGAAUCUCGAAUCUUCUCGCAUCUU